Prorocentrum cordatum is the source of this 1543-nucleotide messenger RNA. The record is from the annotation of a GenBank genome assembly. NCBI's taxonomy places the organism in Eukaryota, Dinophyceae, Prorocentrales, Prorocentraceae.
GGCACUAGACUUGCGGCCGAUCUCAUCCAGCACGCGGAAGUGGGCAGGGACCGCUUACGCAUCGAAGGUAGCCACUUCGCGCUGAACAGCGAGACGGGCUUCGCAACGCCGGCAGCUUCUACCCACCGCCUUCAUGCCACAUUUCUCCACAGGGACGCGGAGUCUCAAGCCACCAGAGCAGCACGGCUUCAGAGAACACACGACUUGGAGCACAUCAUGAAGCAGCAGCGCAUGCUCCAACGUCGGAGUCGCUUGUGGGUUCCUUUCGCGUCUCGGCUACAGCUGAAGGGCAUCGAGACCGCGCUUGGCCAGGCGGUUGCCAAGGACCCCGGAAGCAUGUUCAAGGCGCUGGCGGACCACUGGAAGCCGAUCUUCACGGACAUCCCCAGAGUAAGCUCACCAGUUCACCACGUCCACCAGGCCAAGCUCGAACAGUUCCUUGACGCUCACAUCCACGCGGACAUCUCCCAAGUAUGCCUCCCGCUGCCUACCGCUGCCUCGAUGAUGCACGCGGCCAGGGUAGCCCUUGAUCCUGAUCAGAUCCCGCACAAAGCAUGGAUGGCAAUAGAGGACAGCGUCGACCUGCUCGAAGACGAUGACUGGGAUCCCUUCGAAUUCGGCGCUGCUCCCGAAUGCUUCAACCGCUCGCUCUUCAAUUAUAUCCCGAAGGGGUCGGAGCCCGACGACGAGGCGCGCUGCAUUCGGGAGGCGGGCGCCCUCCGCCCCAUCGCACGCAAGAGCGCCGACCCCAAGAUUAUCGCGUCGGCGAUCAAACGCCAGGUGGCCAAGCAGGGCUUGAACAACGCGGCCCACGGCCUUCGCGACAGGGCUGAAGGCAUGGUCUUGCUCGGAGGUGCCCGCCGCCGCAUCUGCGACAUCGAGAGUGGCGCUACCAUUCGCAACUUUCAGACCUUGCCGAAGAUUGCCGCGGUCUUUGACGCGGCGCACGACCUGGGCAGCCUCCAGCAGCAGCCGGGGAAAAGCUUCCUCAUCCUUAUGUGGCAGGCCCUCGAUGAGCGGCUGAUCUCCGAGGUCGAGUCGACUAUUCCUGCAUUAGUGCCCCGAUGUCAGGGCACCCAGAUCAAAGCUGUUGGCAAGUACCUAGGGGUGCAGCUGGGCCCUGGCGCGGCACCCGAUGCCCAGCGGACUGCAGCGGCGGAGAAAUGGCGGCGCCGAGCGGUGCUCACGGGGCAAUCAUCCGCGCCUAUCGACGCCGACGCGCGGCUCAACGACACCCACUGCCCCUCGGCGCUGUCCUACCUCGCGCAGUUCUACCCACUUCCCAAGAAGCUCGCCAUGCAGGAGUUCCAUGCUUGUCACAAAGUAUUACGGCUAUCGCCAUCGACGCUCAAGCUCCCGGAGUUCCUUUUCCUGGGCGCCUGGUUGCCAAUUGCAGCAGUCAAACAUGCGCGCGCGACGGCGGCGGGCUCGACCUGGAGAACGGCCGAGUUCACGAUCCCGUCGCGGCGCGACACGAACGAGAGGCUCGAGCAGCCAGCCAUGGAGAGCAUCGGGCCGCCUGCUUUCGUUGCCAACAUGUGGG